AUGAAGUUCUCCCUCGCAGCCGUGUCGGCUCUGGUGACCAGCGCCAUGGCAAACCCAACUCCUAAGGCCGCGGAGGGCGCGAAGGAGAUGUGCGGAGCCUUUGGCAGCGCGCCCACUGCUGGGUACACCGUCUACCACAACAACUGGGGCGCGGCGCAAGCCUCGUCUGGCUCACAAUGUACGACUUUAGAAAAAGUUUCCUCGGCCAGCCCGCCCUCAUUUGCGUGGUCGACGUCGUGGUCAUGGGCCGGUGGGUCCAACCAGGUCAAGUCGUACAGCAACGUUGCGCUUGAGAAGGUCAACAAGGAGCUCUCGGCCAUCUCGUCCAUUCCCUCCGUUUGGAACUGGAAGUACACCGGCAACAACAUGGUGGCGGACGUCGCAUACGACUUGUGGCUCGCUCCCACGGUCGGAGCCAACAACAAGUAUGAGAUUAUGAUCUGGGUCGGCACUUUCGGGGGCGCUGGCCCCAUCUCCGCCAAAUACGACGGAUCCGGCAACCCUGUCCCGGUCGCGAGCCCGACCAUCCUGGGGGUCAAGUGGAAGGUCUACAAGGGGACCAAUGGCGACACCACCGUCUUCUCCUUCAUCCCCCCCUCCAACAUCGAUAAGUUCAAGGGCGACCUCAAGCUCUUCUUCGACUACCUGACCUCCAGCGAGGGCGUCCCCACUUCGUCCGUCGUCACCAGCUUGCAGGCUGGGACGGAGCCUUUUACUGGCUCGAAAGCUGUCUUCAAGACCUCCGCAUACACGAUCAAGGUUACCUGA
Drepanopeziza brunnea f. sp. 'multigermtubi' MB_m1 is the source of this 768-nucleotide messenger RNA. RefSeq lists its product as uncharacterized. Gene Ontology annotation, biological process: polysaccharide catabolic process. Gene Ontology annotation, molecular function: cellulase activity. NCBI's taxonomy places the organism in Eukaryota, Fungi, Ascomycota, Leotiomycetes, Helotiales, Drepanopezizaceae. The record is from RefSeq and is a predicted model, not a curated record.